Pneumocystis jirovecii RU7 is the source of this 798-nucleotide messenger RNA. RefSeq lists its product as uncharacterized. Gene Ontology annotation, cellular component: U2-type catalytic step 1 spliceosome. The transcript is spliced from 2 exons. The coding region runs from base 1 to 798 and encodes 265 amino acids. Gene Ontology annotation, biological process: mRNA splicing, via spliceosome. The record is from RefSeq and is a predicted model, not a curated record. Lineage: Eukaryota; Fungi; Ascomycota; Pneumocystomycetes; Pneumocystales; Pneumocystaceae.
AUGUCAGAAAGAAAGGUUUUAAAUAAAUAUUAUCCACCGGACUUUGAUCCGAGUAAAAUUGUAAGAUUACACAAGGGAUCAGAUAGGAAAGGGCCUCGGCAGCAAACAGUUCGCUUAAUGACACCAUAUUCUAUGAGAUGUAAUACCUGUGGCGAGUAUAUUUAUAAAGGACGGAAAUUUAAUGCAAGAAAAGAAAACUCAGGUGAAAGCUAUUAUUCAAUACCUAUUUUUAGAUUCUAUAUCAGGUGUACAAGGUGUUCAUCAGAAAUUACGUUUAAAACAGAUCCUAAAAAUGCAGAUUAUGCAGCAGAAUAUGGUGCUUCACGAAAUUUUGAGCCAUGGAAAGAAAAGAAAGAAGAAAAAAAUGAUGAAGAUCGUCUAGAUGAGCUAGAAGAAGAAGAAAAUGCCAUGACGGCACUAGAACAUAAAACUUUGGAUAGCAAAAUUGAAAUGGAAAUAUCUGAUGCACUAGAUGAAAUUCGUACAAGAAACGCACAGAGGGAGAGGCUGAAUCCAGACCAAGCACUCGAACGGAUUGAGCAAGCAAAACAUGAGCCGUCACAAGAAGACAUUCAAGAAGCUAUAGAACAAAAAAAAGAUAUGGAAAUUGCACGGGCUGUUUUUAGCAGUGAAGACGGGAUUGUAAGACGUCUAAAAGACGAAGAGACCCCAACUGCACAAAUGCUUCUCAGUCGAUCUACAAAAAAUAUCCAAAUACCUGAUUUCAAAACACCUUAUAAACGCAAAACCACCAUUUCUUCUCUUGGAAUAAAAAAAAAAAAACUAGGCAUUGUAUAA